AUUAUUCAGUAUGUUUCCACUGACUGAGGAAAACAAGCAUGUGGCCCGGUUGUUAUUCAGUUCUGGUACCUGUCCCAGAUGUAUCUUCAGAUUCUGUGGUGUGGAUCUUCAUGGACCUUACAAACGCCCAUCCAAGGAGUUGUUCAAUGAUCUACAGAAAUUUCUAGAAACUGAAAAAGAUGAAUUAAUUUUGGAGAUUCCAAACCCACCAUUGAAGAAAAUCCGUCUUCAAGAAGACGGGAUGGAUAAAUUGAGUGAAAAUGGAGAGGAGGGGAUCUCUGUCACGGAAGACAAAAGCAUUGCUUCUGAGCCUUCAGAUUUGAGUGUGUGCAACGUCUGCUUAGGAAUUCUUCAAGAGUUCUGUGAGAAAGAGUUUAUAGCAAAGGUGUGUCAAAAGGUUGACGCCUCUGGGUUUGAAUUCACCAGCAUGGUUUUAUCUGUUUCCUUCCCACCACAGCUGUCUGUGAGAGAGCAUGCUACAUGGUUGCUGGUAAAACAGGAGAUGGGAAAGCGGAGUCUGUCUCUGGGAAGAAAUGAUGUAGUUCAGCUGAAAGAAGCCUACAAAUGGAUAACUCACCCCCUGUUUUCAGAGGGACUGGGAGUUCCCAUUGAUGGAAAGAGCUUGUUUGAAGUGAGUGUGGUCUUUGCUCAUCCAGAAACAUUUGAGGACUGCCACUUCCUAGGUGAAGUUUGCCGAGAUUGUUUCAAACCAGCCAAAAACAAACAGUCAGUGUUCACCAGAAUGGCCGUUUUGAAAGCUUUGAACAAGAUAAAAGAAGAGGAUUUCCUCACGCAAUUUCCUUGUCCUCCAAACUCACCAAAGACCGUAUGCACUGUCCUUGAAAUUGAAUGUGCUCAUGGUGCUGUUUUUGUUGCUGGCAGAUAUAAUAAAUACUCCAGGAAUCUACCACAGACUCCUUGGAUAAUUGAUGGAGAAAGGAAAAUGGAAUCUUCUGUGGAAGAACUAAUUUCAGAUCAUCUGUUGGCAGCAUUCAAAGCAGAGGGCUUUAAUUUCUCGUCCUCUGGAAGAGAAGAUGUAGAUGUGAGAACUUUAGGAAAUGGAAGGCCUUUUGCAGUGGAACUGCUGAACCCUCAUAGAGUGCAUUUCAGUUCACAAGAAGUUAAGGAGCUCCAGCAGAAAAUUAAUAACUCAUCUGACAAAAUCCAAGUACGUGAUUUGCAGCUUGUCACCAGAGAGGCAAUAGGGUAUAUGAAGGAAGGAGAAGAAGAGAAGACCAAGACCUAUAGCGCCCUGAUAUGGACCAAUAAAGCUAUACAGAAGAAAGACAUUGGAUUUCUAAACGACCUAAAGGACUUAAAGAUUGACCAGAAAACACCUCUCCGGGUCCUUCACCGAAGGCCUUUGGCUGUGAGAACUCGGGCCAUUCAUUCUAUGGAGACACACUACCUGGAUGAGCAUCAUUUUCGUCUGAAUCUGAAGACCCAAGCGGGAACCUACAUUAAAGAAUUUGUGCACGGAGACUUUGGGAGAACCAAGCCAAACAUUGGCUCUCUGAUGAACGUGACUGCAGACAUUCUUGAGCUAGAUGUGGAGUCUGUGGAUGUUGACUGGCCACCUGCUUUGGAUGACUAGCUCUCACAUUUGGACACCGAGGGUUUUCCUAACACGAUCCGAGUACAGGCAGCAUAUCCUGGAAGAUCACUAACCCACCCCGGCAGUGACUUCAGAGUGACCUGGAUCGAUGGAAGAUGACUAACCCACCCUGGCAGUGACUUGAGAGUGACCUGGAUCGUGUUGAUCUGUCCCAAAGCUCACUGUAGCAUCUAGUACAUCUCAGGGUCUGUAUGUACAUAGACCUCAGGGUCUAUCUGUAUGCAUAUUUUGUGUUCUGUUAUUCUUAGGAUGUCUUUUUUUUUUUUUUUUCUCUCAUGCCCACAAAAUAAAAAUAGGAAUGAUCCAACCAUUUUCCAUUUUGAUUCUGUCACUUAGAGAAGUACGCAGGGGAGACGGUGUUAAGAGGAGCUGUGACUUCUUCCA
Phodopus roborovskii (desert hamster) is the source of this 1999-nucleotide messenger RNA. RefSeq names its product pseudouridine synthase 10 (gene Pus10). NCBI's taxonomy places the organism in Eukaryota, Metazoa, Chordata, Mammalia, Rodentia, Cricetidae. The coding region runs from base 11 to 1594 and encodes 527 amino acids. The transcript is spliced from 17 exons. The record is from RefSeq and is a predicted model, not a curated record. Gene Ontology annotation, molecular function: RNA binding; pseudouridine synthase activity. Gene Ontology annotation, biological process: tRNA pseudouridine synthesis.